AUGACAAUGGCCGGAAAGGCAUCCGCUUUGGACUUUGAAAUGUCCAUGAGGACUUUGCACUUGGAGCGAGAGUAUGAGAAGACUCUCUCGGAUUCCGCGCGUCUCUUAGAUGACGAGAGGGAUCGCAUGCGGCGGGUGGAGCUUAUGCUUCUGAGGUUUGAUAACGAAGCCCUCCGAUCAGAGCUAGAGGAAGCUAAAGGGCACCUUAUGGGCCUGACAAGCACUGAUUCCGAGGCUUGUGUUCAGCUCAAGGAUGCUUGUCAGGAUAUUGAUCGUUUAGAGCGUCAAGGACAAGCUUACUCGGCGGAAAUUGAACGACUUAAAGAAGAACUCUCAACCCGGAGGAACAACUCAACCAGCUACAAUACUCUUCUUGCAGAGAAAGCCCACCUCUCCAGGGAGAAUUCGACUCUACAGGCAGAGCUCCAGCGGCUCAAGGCACAAAAUACAUUGCAUCAAAGCUUCAUUGCCGAGAAACAUGAUGUUGAACGACAAAUAAUCUCUCUAGAAGUUCAAUUCGACAAUGAAAGACACGCUCACGAACGCACUCAGGCCAAGGGGUCACAGCAAGCGGCAGAGAUUGCUCGGCUUUCUGCCCGAGUCGAAGAGUUGCAAAAUCAAUUAGCAGUGGAAAUGCGAGCAAAGCAACAGCAGCAACGUGACUUCCAACAUCAGAACUCAGCAUGGGCAAAUCAGCGAGCAACGCUUGAAGGCAAUAUUAAUUCGCUCAAACAACAUUUGCGGUCCACCAAGGAUAAGCUGCAGGAAAUUCAAACGGAAGUCCAACAGCGACGCGGCCUGAAGCAACACGCAGGGAACCAGAGUGAUUUUGAAUCCAGCUCUCGGGCAGUCCCUCUUCAGCGCCCUGGCCCCAGUGGCCACGCCAACGUGACAAUUGCAACCCCUGGGGCUGUUCGUAUGCAAGAGAAACUGAGGAAGGAUUCGGCGAUGCCUGGUGAUAAGUCUGCGUUUUCCAUCACCCCCUUUUUGAAUCGCACAGGCGCACCUUCGGAUUCUCCAAUGAGCCCAUCGGGCGAUGAAGACGACAUCCUUGGUGAUCCAGACAGAAGUCAUGAAUUACUUGGCAAACGGGGCAUCUUUGGCGGACCAAACCGUGUCGGUUCUGCCCUACGGCGCCAACUUUCCCCAACAGAAGAUCGCAAUCCCAUUCCAAAGGCCCCCAAACCAAGGCCAGGAGGACGUGAGAGCGCAACGGCUAUUUCGGCACCAGCAAAGGAGGCCAAGAAAGCUUCCAAUCGUUUAGAUCGCAUGAUGCAACCCACAGAAACUGAUGAGCUACACGAGGGGUCAGAACAUGAACAAACUAAACCCAAAAAGCGCAAACUCGGUGGCCAGCGUGAUCGAAGUUUGUUCGAGGAAGAGGAAGAGGAAGAACUCGGCAAUUUGAAAAUCAAGCGAAAACAUGCAAUGGUCCAUGGACGAGGCCCAACAUUGGGGAAUAGACAACAGCCCAGUACCUCGACUAGUCUUGGGUUCGGUGCACCGAUGGGAUUUUCUCCCUUGAAAAAAGACCGUAAACGAUUCUAA
This is a messenger RNA of Penicillium bovifimosum, 1548 nucleotides long. RefSeq lists its product as uncharacterized. The record is from RefSeq and is a predicted model, not a curated record. Lineage: Eukaryota; Fungi; Ascomycota; Eurotiomycetes; Eurotiales; Aspergillaceae. The transcript is spliced from 3 exons. The coding region runs from base 1 to 1548 and encodes 515 amino acids.